GACAGCUGCAAGGCGGCGAAGUAGCGGCUUGUUUUGUAGGUUAUUCAGAAACGAACUAACAAAUAAUUUAAAUUCGCAAGCUGUUUCAUGUUUCGAAGACAUCUUCUCAAAACAAUUAAAUAAUAAUCAAUAAUGGCCAAUUUUGAUCUCGGUGCAAUUGUGCAAGCAGUGGAUGACAUAAAGGAAGAAGGACUUUCAUUCGAAGACAAACAAUUAACCUGGGAUACGGCAGAGGAUGUCGCUGAUAUUGUUAAGGCUUUGGAAACAACAAAAGUUGUGCACUACCUUAAGUUAGGUGGUAAUACGUUGGGUAUCGAUGCGGCGGCUGCCAUCGGCAAAGGGCUCGAAAAACAUCCAGAGUUUCGUAAAGCGUGGUGGUAUAAUAUGUUUUCAAGACGACUGAAGACAGAGACACCAUUGUCAUUAAAGCACUUGGGCAAUGGAUUGAUGACAGCGGGAGCAAAAUUAACAGUUUUGGACUUAAGUGAUAAUGCUUUAGGUCCAAAUGGCAUGGUUGGUCUUGAGGAUUUGUUACGCUCACCGGUUGUCUAUUCACUGCAAGAAUUGCGUUUGAAUAACUGUGGCUUGGGCAUUGGUGGGGGUAAAAUGCUCUCAAAGGCCAUAUUAGACUGCCAUAAAAGUAGUGUUGCAGCCGGCACACCACUCCAAUUGAAAGUUUUCAUAGCCGGUCGUAAUCGCUUGGAAAACGAUGGUGCCAAAGCUAUUGCGAAAAUAUUCUCAACACUCAAAACAUUGGUAGAAAUAGCGAUGCCACAAAAUUCCAUAUAUCAUGUAGGCAUUGCCGCGUUAGCGGCUGGUUUUGAAGAAAAUCAUAAUUUACGAAUUCUGAAUCUAAAUGACAAUACGGUGACCGAGAAAGGUGCUGCUGCUCUAGCAGAAGCUUUUGCCUCUACUCCUUUGUUGCAGGAAAUUAAUUUCGGUGAUUGCCUGCUCAAAAAUCAUGGUGCAUAUCACUUUGCAGAAGCACUGGCUGAAAAUCAUUCUCAACUGGAGGUUGUGGACUUAGGCUUCAAUGAAAUCGGCGCUAAUGGAGGUGUUGUGUUAGUCGAAGCCUUACAAAAUAAACCUAAUUUAAAGACUCUUAACUUGGACGGCAAUCAAUUUGGUUAUGAGGGUCGUGAACGUAUAAAAGAGAUUAUGGAGUUGUCUGCUAAUCCAGGUGCAUUGGGGAGUUUUGACGAAGAUCAAUCUGAGGGUGAGGACGAUGAAGAUGAAGAAGCGGAUGAUGAUGACGAUGAUGAUGAAGACGAUGAGGAUGAUGAUGAUACUACUGAGGAAGUUGAUGAAGAUGAAGAAUAUCCAGACGAAGAUGCUGAUGAAGAAGGUGAUGAAGCGUACAUAACUUCGCCUACAUUCACAACAAAUCUUUUAAAUCCAAAUGAAUCGUUUAUUUCUGCUAAAAACGUUCAUUUCGGCGAUACAAAUACACCAGUAAAGCCGCUCACAAUCAAGUCAUUUUGUUUGAGUCAAACACCAUGUACCAUAGAAGCAUUCGAAUCGUUGCAGGAGAGUGAUAAAUUAAGCUCUCUCAAGGAUAUUAUAGAGCAAUUCUCGGGCGACAAUCGUCUGUUGUUACUAAUUUUUACCACACUAAAGUGUGCACAUCUCUCCCAAUCAUCGGCGACUGCACUUGACUUGGCUAAAGCACUUUACGCAGAAACAGCGGAUUAUGCUGUAAAUACGAAGCAAGAGCGACGUGUGUUGAAUUAUGUAUUGAUGCAACUCGGUUUGUUGCGUAGUGAAGAAAAAUUCAAAAGCCCAUAUGAUUUGAAGAGUUGUCGUUACGCAUUGCGGGAAACGCUGAAAGCUAACCCACAAUUGGGUAGUGAGUAUAUGCGGAAUGCGUUUAAUGUUUUUCUACAACAAUUGGAUGGUUAAAUUAGGCAAAAAAAUAACUCGGUAAUUUAAAGUUUUUUUUAACAUUUUACUGCAUAAACUAUUCUUCAGGAAUUUAUAAGCUAUCUGAGUAAAUUGAUUUAUAUAAUAAGUUAUUUGUUUAAAAUCUAGGUGGCCAAAUAAAAAAACUGUCAAAUA
Molecule: messenger RNA, 2055 nt
Organism: Anastrepha ludens (Mexican fruit fly)
Lineage: Eukaryota; Metazoa; Arthropoda; Insecta; Diptera; Tephritidae
Gene: RanGAP
Product: ran GTPase-activating protein
Exons: 7
Coding region: 133-1899 (588 amino acids)
Biological process (GO): signal transduction; nucleocytoplasmic transport; activation of GTPase activity
Cellular component (GO): cytosol; perinuclear region of cytoplasm; nucleus
Molecular function (GO): small GTPase binding; GTPase activator activity
Source: RefSeq, a predicted model, not a curated record